Messenger RNA from Poecilia reticulata (guppy), 2956 nucleotides. Its product is annotated as signal-transducing adaptor protein 1. Lineage: Eukaryota; Metazoa; Chordata; Actinopteri; Cyprinodontiformes; Poeciliidae. The record is from RefSeq and is a predicted model, not a curated record. Gene Ontology annotation, biological process: positive regulation of B cell receptor signaling pathway; cell surface receptor protein tyrosine kinase signaling pathway. Gene Ontology annotation, molecular function: signaling adaptor activity; protein kinase binding.
CAGUGCAGCAUUUCCCGGUUCAGAGCCAGAGCAGCUCUGAGGCUGCGCGAGAAAAGUUCUGAUAGUGGAUUUAUAGAGCAGUGGUAAUCUCAGGCAGUAAAUCAGUGCAUCUCAGCUCGCACAAAAACACAGAGGAGCUCAGUUCUCAGCUCAAAGGCUCACGAGCGUUGAGGCGAACUAAGCAAGGAGAAGAAACUCGGAGAUCUGAUGGAGGGCAGGCCGCACCCGAGAGUUGUCCACAGGAGGAGGGAGACGAUCACAGCUUUGCCUCUGUACCACUGUGGAAACCUGCUGAAGAAAAACCUCAAAGAGAAGGAUUUCAGGAACUUCUACGGAGAGCUCAGAGGAACAACACUGUUUCUGUACAACAGUGAUACACAAGACACAUAUUCAGAAAGGCUGGACCUGGGGCUGGUAAAGUCCAUGGACAUGGAGUCUCCUUAUAAAAAAAAAGUGCCAACCAUUUUCACCCUAAGCUUGCCCCUGGAGGAGGUGCAGCUAAAGAUGGAUAAUGCUGACACAGGAGAGGAAUGGAGAGGCUUCAUUAUGACUCUGGUUAAUAAAGAGAUUCCCUCAGACCUUCAGAUGCUGCCUGGUCAGAAAAUUAAGCUGGAGGAGAUGCUGACUCUAGAAAAGAAAAGAAACCCCCAGCUGGAGCGCCCUGCUCUUCCACCCCGACCGGGCUUCCUGCAGACUAAAGAUACUCCUGACAUGCCUGCUUGUUUCUUCGAUGUGACCCGACACGAGGCUGAAAAGCUGCUCAGUGAGAACCCGGAAAACGGAAACAUCAUCCUCCGCCCGUCCACCCUGCCCAAGAACUACGCCCUGACGCUCAGACAGAAGACAGACAGAGGGCAUGUCCUGAAGAACUACAGGGUGACCUCCACGAGCGCCGGCUUUGUGAUCGAACUCGAGACUCCAAUGACAGUCCGCUCGCUGAACGAUGUACUGAAGUACUUCCUGGAGAAGACAGAGUACCGCCUGCGUCCCUACAUUGUAGCUCAACCCUACGAUACUCGGAUUGUAAUGGCUCCUCCCCCAAAAUGUGUCAACACGCCUCCACCUGUAGUCCCCAAAGCUCAGGUGGCCCCCAUGCAGCGAUUCCAGGCCAAAGACAAGCGUCUUCCUCCCGUUCCCAAGCCUGACGAGGGAGAAUACGUGUUACCGGAAGAUCCCGACAUGGACGAUCAUAUGAAAAAGAAAGCUCAGGUGGCUGGUGAGCUUGAGGCAAUUUUGCAGAAGAGAAGAGGAAACCUCUACGUGGAAAGUGGAAAGGACGAAGACUCCACCUACGAGAAUGAAGAAGGUGAAAAAUUCAAAUCAAAGGUCCAGUGGACAACCAACGUCCCCAUGCCAUGAACUUUUACUGCCUGCCUAAUAUGUGGCUCAAAGAUUACAUGUUUUACUGAGUUCUGCCACCACAAUCCAUUUUUUUAUGGGGAUAUUUAACGUGCACAAAAGUUAAAUCAAAAAUAUUUGAGUUCUCAGUUAAUUACAAUUUUUUUUUCAAGUUAGGGAAGUUUGGUCAAACACUAUAGAUAUCUCUAAAUCACACCUGUAAUCCACAGAUCAGUCAGAAAACCAGUGAAGGAGUAACAAUAUUUGCUAAAAAAAUAAAGUUGGUGCUUCUGAGGUUUUUUGAUAGAAACUUUAACUUCACACAAAACUGAGAAAGACUGCAUUWAUGUUUUAUUGUGAUCAGAAGGUUUUGCACGAGUCAGAGGAAGAAAAUGUUUGUUUCAGAAGCAUGUGUUAAUAUUCAACUUCUUUGUUGUACUUUGUCUGAAUAUGAUGCCGUUUCAUUAAGAAAAACCUUCUUGUGUCAAAAUGACUAGAAAACUGACAAGCUAACUGUAGAAGUCUGAAAUAACAAAAAAGUUACUUUAAAAAAUCUCAAUCUAAGGUUUAAGGAAUGUACAUUUUUAAACUUAUUGUGUUUUGCACCACCAGGCCUCCAUACUUUUGUAGCUUUAUGGUAAAAAGUAUUUUCUGAAAUGGUUCCAUUAUGUCAUGAAGGGAUUGUCGGCUAGCAGUACCUUCGCCGAGCUCAAGACUAUCCAGACUCUUCUGUGUCGUUCCACGGUGGUGGAAUGAGCUACGAACCGCGACCAGAACACGGGCGACCCCAACUUCAACAAAUCCUAGCGAACCCAGAGAGAAUCUCCCCCUCCGCUACACUUUCUCUUUCUACAAUCACAUCUGACAGAACCUGCCUGGUGCUCUUUCCUUCACCAUAUAUAUAUAUACAUAUUUAUACAAUUCCUAGCCUACUGUUAGAUCAUCACCGUUAGUUGGCUACUAGCCUGCUAGCAGUAGCCUACUACYGUUAGGUUUGAUAUUAGCUGCAUUAUUUUAUAUCCUCAUUUGGCGAUUUCUCCCAAUGCAGUUAUAUAAAAUGUUAUUUUGUUUCACAACUCACUGUUGACACUACCAUAAAAGAGAGRGAGAAAAGAGACAUUUUCACGUGACAAUAAUUUGCCAAAACCAUCUUAUUGUGAACAUCGGCAGAUUUUCUGUUUAGAAAGCUGGUAAACUUUCAGUUUUGGCUAAAUGUUUUUUUGUUAUUGUAACCAUGUCCAAUGUAAAAAAAAUAUAUAACAUAAUGAUGUAAACAUGUAAAAUAUUUUAAUGCAAGUUSAAGACAGUAAUAAUCCAAGAUUAUCUUUAUUUUUAUUUUUCCACACUUAGGAGUAAUCCAACAUAAAUGCUUAGAAGGUUGUUUUAUUUUUCCAUUAUGUUUUGCUGUUUUGUUUUUUUGUCAGUGUAGUGGAUCAUAUAAGCUUAAGGAUCAUUCAUCACUCAAAAACAGCAAGACUGUGAAAAAUAUUCAAUAAAAAAAAAGAAGCUCCCUUUUUGUCGUCUCCUUCGCUUAAAGUGUACAGUAUUUUAUUCAAAGUGACCCAUUUCGCAUUUCCUACAUCAGUUCCUUUCAGUCUGUGCAUGUUAGCAGCCUUCA